CCGGGGCCGGCCGGGCGCAUCACCUCCCCGCCCCGUCCCGCCGCCGCCAUGAACCCUCUCUUCGGCCCCAACCUCUUCCUCCUGCCGCAGGAGCAGCAGGGGCUGGCGGGCCCCGAGCUGCCGCCGCCGCCCGCCGCCGAGCCGCUGGCCGGGGAGCCGCCCGCCGGCCCCUUUCCCGCGCCGCCCGCCGCCAUGGCCCUCCGCAACGACCUGGGCUCCAACAUCAGCGUCCUCAAGACCCUGAACCUGCGGUUCCGAUGCUUCCUGGCCAAGGUCCACGAGCUGGAGCGGCGCAACCGGCAGCUGGAGAAGCAGCUGCAGCAGGCGCUGGAGGAGGGGGCGAGCGGCCGCGGCCGGGGACCCCCGCGCCGGGACCAGGCGGUGCAGACCGGCUUCGUGGGUCCCAUCCGCACCCUGGGGCUGGGGCUGGGGCCGGGGCURGGGCUGGGCUCGGCACGGGCACUAGGGUCUCCCGGCUCCCGCCCCGGUGGUCCCGGCCAGCCCUCCGCCUUCUCGGCCGGCUCCCGCUUCAUGCCCGGCACCAUCUGGUCCUUCUCGCAAGCCCGGCGGCUCGGCCCCGGGCCCGAGACCACCCUGGUGCAGGGACCGGGGGUCUCCUGGGUCCACCCCGACGGGGUGGGUGUGCAGAUCGACACCAUCACCCCCGAGAUCCGAGCCCUUUACAACGUGCUGGCCAAGGUGAAGAGGGAGCGCGACGAGUACAAGCGCAGAUGGGAAGAGGAGUACACGGUGCGUGUCCAGCUUCAGGACAGGGUGACUGAGCUGCAGGAGGAAGCCCAGGAGGCUGAAGCUUGCCAGGAGGAGCUGGCCAUGAAGGUGGAGCAGCUCAAGGCAGAGCUUGUYGUCUUCAAGGGACUGAUGAGCAAUAACAUCACAGAGCUGGACACCAAGAUCCAGGAGAAGGCCAUGAAGGUGGACAUGGACAUCUGCCGUCGCAUCGACAUCACUGCCAAGCUGUGUGAUGUGGCACAGCAGCGGAACUGCGAGGACAUGAUCAAGAUGUUUCAGUCUCUGCACUUGUCUCCCGUUAAGGUCCCAGCCUCGGUGGGGCGGAAGCGGGAGCGCAAGCAGGUCAGCGAUGAGGACACCUCGCUGUCAGAGAGCGAUGCCUCCCGGAAACCUGACGAGGAGGAGGAGGACGAGACCACGGCCAUGAGUAUCAAUGAGGAAAUGCAGAGGAUGCUGAACCAGCUGAGGGAGUAUGACUUUGAGGAUGACUGUGACAGCCUCACGUGGGAGGAGACAGAAGAAACGCUGCUCCUCUGGGAGGACUUCUCCGGAUACGCCAUUGCAGCCGCAGAGGUGCAGGGGGAGCAGCAGGACGACAGCCUGGAGAAGGUGAUCAAGGACACAGAGUCRCUGUUCAAGAGCCGUGAGAAGGAGUACCAGGAAACCAUCGACCAAAUAGAGCUGGAGCUGGCCACAGCCAAGAAYGACAUGAACCGGCACCUCCACGAGUACAUGGAAAUGUGCAGCAUGAAGCGAGGCUUGGAUGUGCAGAUGGAGACUUGCCGGCGGCUCAUCACCCAGUCUGGGGACAGAAAGUCUCCUGCCUUCACUCCCAGCUCCAACAGCGAGUCCGCCCCAAAUGAGGAGAGCGAGGAAUCCGAUCGUGAUCCCCCCAGCGACGCUUCCAUCAGAUAAUGAGGAGAGGCCCUGCUCCCUCAGACCCCCUUCCUGGCAUGGGGGUGCCUGAGUCACACCUGGGAGAGACUGUCAGGGAUGUGGAACCGCUGGUAAACGCCCGUCACCCAGGCUCACUCCUGUUUUGGGGUGCUUGGCAGAUCCCACACCCCCCCUCACCGGAUACCUUGCAAACGGGAAUAGCUAGAUAGACCUGAGGGCCCUUGCCCGGGCUGCUCUGCCUUCAGCCCCUUCUCUAUUCCCUUUCCCUGCUUUGGUUAAGCCGUGGUUCGGGCAGGGAGGCUCCAAACCUGCCAUGGUGGCGUUCUGCAGGACCUGUUCCCAGGCGCCCCCAGACCCGCCUCCUCUGGCCUCCGUCCUGGUACACCUGACCUGCCCCCRCCCUCCCCGCGCUACACGGAGCCCAAUGAGAGCCGUACCUCCCUGCAAACUGGACCUGACACUGGUGCCAACUGGACCGAGCCCGGGGCUCUCCCCGUCCUUGCUGCUGGCCGGGCACCUGGCCGGUCCCCACGCCGCGCCGGGCACCCCGAGCCCUCCCACACCUCGUCCAGGGYGAGGGCUGAGUCCCGCUCACUGUGCACUUUGCUUUGCCGCCCGUCGGCGACGCGCUCACGUCUGUGUUACGGGGGCGAGGUCAUUAAAUGGGACAAUUUCCUUUUCUACAGCGUCGCCGGGUGUGGGCUCUCCCUGUGCUGCUGCGCGCGGCUUGUGGCGGGGCUGUCCUCCGUCAGUCCCCAAGCCCUCAUCGGUGGGUGCCCCCCGUGGGACAGUCCCAUCCCUUGGAUGUGCCAGGUGGGACUGGCAGAUGGGACAGUGGUGACAUUGCUGUUCUGAGAGCCACUGGCCCUCAGCAGGCUAUGUGUACCACUGGUGCUGCAUGGGCUGCCUUGGAUCUAACCUGGAGCAUCACUGAUGCAGAGGCUGAGGGAUUGGAAAUGGAUCUGAUCCUGGAUGGACUUGUGAACCUUCUUCUUCCCAUUGCCUGGCAUCCUCUGCCUCACCAGGGCAUCCCAGAGCACCUUCCUGCCUGCCCUCAGUCCCAUGUCCCACCUCUGUGUAACCGCAGUGGGGGAUCCCCUGGCCCACCAUCUCUUGUAGCAUUCUCCUGGCUGGCUGCAGCACGUGCUCCUCCGGUGAUGGUGCUGGGACACUGGGGCCUGGCAGGGAGUCAGGAGGGAGAGAGCAGCCUGCUGAGAUGAUGAGAGAUCCAGAAUGAUCCAGAGAGGCAGUGUGAUCCACUGAGCAGUGCACGGCCAAGGCAGGUGAAACUCGGAAGAACAAAUGCUUCUCACUAAAGAUGCUGAAGRAAAGAGAAAGUACAGGGCAGUAGAGUUUUUGGAUCAUCUUUAAGAUUAGGUAUGGAAGAUAAAGUAGAGGCUGAGGGAUACAAGAGUUUCCCUCUGUAGGUUUGGCCUGGGUGGCUGACACUGCCKGGUGCUUGAGCUGGGAGCAGCGCUGUGGCAUCCGUGCACCCAGCACAGUCUCUGUUUGGGCAGGGUGAGGUGCUCUGCCUGUGCCUGUAUGAUGUGUUAAGGCAUGUGCUGGCAUUUCAGCAGGGGCUGGGCUGGCUGGUUAGAGCUGGCAGGGAGGUGAGUCCCUGCAAAAGGCAGGAGAAUUGAGCGGGAAACAGGAAAUCAGGACACAGCUGGAGCACUGCUGGUGCUGGGGAAUGGCAGUUCCUCAGCCUGUGGUCUGCUGUGGGCUGGGCUCUGACUCCUGACUGCCAUCUUUGCUUCUUUCAGGAGGCUGGGAGAGUGUUCCACGGGAGCAGCAGGGUCCUGGGGAGCAGCAGAAACCCAGGCUGUCGGUGGCUGUGCAGGGGGAUGGGGGCYUGUGCCCCAGUGCCUGCCAUGGCCCUCAUCUCUGUGCCACCUUGCUCAACUGUUUCCAUUUCUUUCCCUCUUCGUUUUUAUACCUAAAAAAAGCCAAAGCCAGAGGAAAUAUUUCAAUAUUUCUACUUUCAAGUGAUGAUGCCUCACAUGCUGUAGAUCAGGGAUCACUUCCUGUCCUGCUUGGAGGCUCUUCCGUUUCAUGCAAAUCCCCUUUCCUGUAGAUGUCUGCAGCGUUUUAUGCUCUAUCUCUCCUGUGGAGAGUUCUGUGGGUUCCUGACAACUUCUGGCUUCCCCCAUGGAUAAUCCAGGAUGUGCAUGCUUUUGCUUUGGUACUGCUUAACAUACAGGGGUGCAGAGUACAUACCCUGAGAGAUCUCAAGCAUGAAUCACAGGACUGUUAUCUCUGCCUCGAGCUGUCAUUGCCCAGAGGAGCAGCAGGUGCUGCUAGACACCCAUGUGCCAGGAACAUGGGGACCCCAGUCCCACGCUGCCAGGACACCAUUUGCAGUGAAACCGAAAUCUCCACCACCCACAUGUGCAAGAUGYUGUUCCCUGGUGAAUUGUAUCAGCAGAGAGAGGCUCGGGUCCCCCACCAGUACAAGAGCUCUCUGUCAGGAUACGCAACAUGGAUGCUUUGCCUCAGCAAUUUCUCUGCGUGACAAGUACAGCCCAAGGUCUCUGGUGUUAGCUGGACCACCUACCUGUCCAGCAGUGGUGACCCCACAUCUUUGAUGCUGGAUAUGAGGAGAUGGGGUCCCUCCAGCUGUUGAACUCUUCUUUGUGAGCUCCUUUUCAUUCUUUGGGGAGUAUCUAGCCUGCUUUUCUCCACCACAAGCCCUGCUGGGAGUGGUGAUGUCUAGGARCUGCUCAGUGCUGUGUUGCUUCUUGAGUCCCUAACGUCACCCCUUUUCCAGGACACGUCUUGGCAGUGCCUUCUCAGGAAGCAAUAUCAAGUCCUGUCUAGCUCAGUGUCUGUGCAUUCAUGUGAAUGUUUAUAGUACAAGGACAGUCCAAGCUCAGGCUAAAUGGGGUUCCAUGGCAGGAUGCCUCUGGGCAGUCCCUCUGUCAGCAUUCAGCCCAGGAUUGUGGCUGCUGAGUGCUGACCUCUUGAACAUUUGUCCAAGACCAUCCUUUAAGGAUCAUAUCUCCCCAGUGGCAAUGAGAUCUUCCCACUGAUUAUUUAGGCAGACUGGUUCAUCAGCUUCUUACCCCUCCGGAGUCCAUGUUGGCAAAGACUUACUGGGACAGUCUGGAAGGGUGCUUGUGAUUGCUCUGGCUUCUCCCUCCCCAGCAUUUAGGCUGUUGUGCCCAGGUGUGGACAGGUGCAACUUUUAUUGUCAGCCACGGGAAUGGCACAAAACCCCUCCCUUGAGGCAAGAGUUGUCCCUGGGUUGGGGCAGACUCACUUGUGAGCAUCCUGUCUCCAUGAGGCACUGAGGGACACAAAGGUCAGCCUUUGAGCUGGGGUGACACACGCAGGUCUCUGCUGUGCCUGCUGCACUCCAUGCUCCCCAUGCUGAGAUCAGCCUCUUGGCAAAGGACUUCAGCAGACUCCAGAAGUGAGUCCUGGCUUCCCACUGAAUCCAUUUCUAAUCCCAUAGCAUGCAGUCACCUCCCCUACCCCUUCCCUGGUGAUGUUUCCUGCRACUCAUCUGAAAAGUGAUCUGUCAUCCUUGGAGACCUGUCUUCAAGGUGGCUCUGAGCUGGCUUCAGCCUCUUCAGGGACCUCCUUGGAAGAAUCCCAUGGGAACAGGCCCAGCAGGGAAGAGGAUUUCAAGAGAGCUGGUCAGUAUUCARGCACCACUUCCUCCAGGCUCAGGAACAGUGCAUCCCUAUGAGCAAGAAAUCRAGCAAAGGGGGCAAGAGAAUUCUGGAACUUUAAAGCAGAAGCAGGAGAUACACAGGAGGUGGAAUCAGGAACAGACUACUUGGAAAAAAAUACAGGGAUUUCGUCAGAGUAAGGCCUAGCUGGAAUUAAAUCUGGCCGAGGAGAUGUCAAGGACAGCAAGAAGGGCUUUUCCAAAUGUAUAAAAACCAUAGGAAAACUAAGGAAAAUGUUGGCCUGCUACUAAAUGGAGUGGGGACCCUGGUGACAGGACACUGAAGAGGCAGAUACACUGAAUGCCUUCUUUGUAUUGGUCUUCACUGACAAGAUGAGCCCUCAGGAGUCUCUGACCCAGGAGGCCAGGGAAAAGGAAUGUUGGAAGGAAGAUUUGCCCUUGGGAAAGAAGGAUUGGGUUGGAGAUCACCUGGAGAAAUGUGAUAUCCUCAAAUCCACGGGCCUUGUCAGGAURUAUCCACAAGUGCUGAGGAACUGGUGGACACCAUAGCAGUCAUCUUUAAUAGGUCUGGAGAUCAAGAGAGGUGCCUGGGGCCUGGAAGAAAGYAAAUGUCACCCCAGUCUUCAAAGAGGGCGAGAAGGAGGACCCAGAAAGCUACCAGCCAGUCAGCCUCACCUUAACCUCUGCAAUGAGGUCAUCCGUCACCUUGAAGGGAUUAUCUUUAAGCGUGUGGAAUACAAGAAGGUG
Molecule: messenger RNA, 6028 nt
Organism: Malurus melanocephalus (red-backed fairy wren)
Lineage: Eukaryota; Metazoa; Chordata; Aves; Passeriformes; Maluridae
Gene: IFFO1
Product: intermediate filament family orphan 1
Exons: 9
Coding region: 49-1665 (538 amino acids)
Source: RefSeq, a predicted model, not a curated record